CUCUCCGCUUCUCUUGCGAAAUUUCGCGGACCGUCCCGCCCUUCUCUGGCUUCUUAUAGCAGCCAGAGCCACAAGCCCCAGCACUGAGCUGCAGGCGCCGCGAAACUUCUCUCUACCCGCCCGGCCCGCGGCGCGCACCGGCUGCGCAGGACGCUUCCUCCUCGGAAGCGCCUCUCCCACAGUUAUGGAGAAAACUUGUAUAGAUGCACUUCCUCUUACUAUGAAUUCUUCAGAAAAGCAAGAGAUUGUAUGUAUUUUUGGAACUGGUGAUUUUGGAAGAUCAUUGGGAUUGAAAAUGCUCCAGUGUGGUUAUUCUAUUGUUUUUGGAAGUCGAAACCCCCAGAAGAACAAUCUACUGCCCAAUGGUGCAGAAGUCUUGAGCUAUUCAGAAGCAGCCAAGAAGUCUGACAUCAUAAUCAUAGCAAUCCACAGAGAGCAUUAUGAUUUUCUCACAGAAUUAACUGAGGUUCUCAAUGGAAAAAUAUUGGUAGAUAUCAGCAACAACCUCAAAAUCAAUCAGUAUCCAGAGUCUAAUGCAGAGUACCUUGCUCAGUUGGUGCCAGGAGCCCACGUGGUAAAAGCAUUUAACACCAUCUCAGCCUGGGCUCUCCAGUCAGGAGCACUGGAUGCAAGUCGGCAGGUAUUUGUGUGUGGAAAUGACAGCAAAGCCAAGCAAAGAGUGAUGGAUAUUGUUCGUAAUCUUGGACUUACUCCAAUGGAUCAAGGAUCACUCACAGCAGCCAAAGAAAUUGAAAAGUACCCCCUGCAACUAUUUCCAAUGUGGAGGUUCCCCUUCUAUUUGUCUGCUGUUCUGUGUAUCUUCUUGUUUUUCUAUUGUGUUAUAAGAGACGUAAUCUACCCUUACGUUUAUGAAAAGAAAGAUAAUACAUUUCGUAUGGCUAUUUCCAUUCCAAAUCGUGUCUUUCCAAUAACAGCACUUACACUGCUUGCUUUGGUUUACCUCCCUGGUGUUAUUGCUGCCAUUCUACAACUGUACCGAGGCACAAAAUACCGUCGAUUCCCAGACUGGCUGGACCACUGGAUGCUUUGCCGAAAGCAGCUUGGCUUGCUGGCUCUGGGAUUUGCCUUCCUUCAUGUCCUCUACACACUUGUGAUUCCUAUUCGAUAUUAUGUACGAUGGAGGUCGGGAAACCUAACCGUUACCCAGGCAAUACUCAAGAAGGAGAAUCCAUUUAGUACCUCCUCAGCCUGGCUUAGUGAUUCAUAUGUGGCUUUGGGAAUACUUGGAUUUUUUCUGUUUGUACUCUUGGGAAUCACUUCUUUGCCAUCUGUUAGCAAUGCAGUCAACUGGAGAGAGUUUCGAUUUGUCCAGUCCAAACUGGGUUAUUUGACCCUGAUCUUGUGUACAGCCCAUACCCUGGUGUACGGUGGGAAGAGAUUCCUCAGCCCUUCAAAUCUCAAAUGGUAUCUUCCUGCAGCCUAUGUGUUAGGGCUCAUCAUUCCUUGCACCGUGCUGGUGAUCAAGUUUGUCCUAAUCAUGCCAUGUGUAGACAACACCCUUACAAGGAUCCGCCAGGGCUGGGAAAGGAACUCAAAACACUAGAAAUCAGCAUUGAAUGGAAAAUCAAAUAUUUAAAACAAAGUUCAAUUUACAUGGAGAUGGAGUUCUGAACUACAGUGUUGAAUGUUUAAAGAAGAAUGAUGGAUAUAGUUAGGAAAGCUUUUUUCUUACACCGUGACUGAAGGAAACACUGCCUGUGUUUGAGAAAUUGACAUACUGGAAGAGAUCACCAUUUUAUCUCAGGUUAGUGAAGAAUCAGUGCAGAUCCCUGCCUCUUAUUUUCCCGGAGGCUAUGGGGCUGAGAUUGAAAUUAGCUUUGUGGUUUUACACUAAAGAGUUUCCUUACUAUGGGCAACAUGUAUGACCUAAUAUCUUGCAAAAUCCAGUAGAAGUAUGUGCAACUUCCUUCUCUGGCUCAAGGGCUGAGUUAAGUGAAAGGAAAAACAGCACAAUGGUGACCACUGAUAAAGGCUUUACUAGGUAUAUCUGAAGAAGUGGGUCACAUGAAAUGUGAAAAGGGAAUGAGUUUUUUUGUUGUUUUUUGGAAGUAAAGGCAAACAUAAAUAUUACCAUGAUGAAUUCUAGUGAAAUGACACCUUGACUUUGCUAUUCUCAAUACAGAUAUUUACUGAAGGGAACUAUUUUUAUAACACAAGAAAAAUUUACAAUUGAUUAAAAGUAACCAUGUCUUGGAUACAUGCAAAUCUAUAGAGUUGGCAUGUAAUUCUUCCUCUACAAAGAAUAGGUAUAGGAAAGAUUGAAUAAAAAUGGAGGGAUAUCCACUUGGAUUUCACUUGCAUUGUGCAUUAGCAAAGAAGGGUUGAUAAAAGUUCUGGAUCAAAAAGUUCAAAUGAACCAGAAUUUUAGACAGCAAGCUAAAUAAACAUUGUAAAGUUGCACUAUAUUAGGUUUAGUAUUAUUUAGGUAUUAUAAGAUGCUUUGUAAAUUUUAUAUUCCAAAUAUUAUUCAAUAUUUGCCAUCUAUUAAUUUCUAGU
This is a messenger RNA of Cercocebus atys (sooty mangabey), 2517 nucleotides long. It is a transcript of the gene STEAP4, whose product is annotated as STEAP family member 4. Gene Ontology annotation, cellular component: endosome; plasma membrane. Lineage: Eukaryota; Metazoa; Chordata; Mammalia; Primates; Cercopithecidae. Gene Ontology annotation, biological process: copper ion import. Bases 185 to 1564 code for a protein of 459 amino acids. Gene Ontology annotation, molecular function: ferric-chelate reductase (NADPH) activity; cupric reductase (NADH) activity. The record is from RefSeq and is a predicted model, not a curated record. The transcript has 5 exons.